Messenger RNA from Oryzias melastigma (Indian medaka), 1055 nucleotides. It is a transcript of the gene surf2, whose product is annotated as surfeit 2. The transcript has 6 exons. NCBI's taxonomy places the organism in Eukaryota, Metazoa, Chordata, Actinopteri, Beloniformes, Adrianichthyidae. The record is from RefSeq and is a predicted model, not a curated record. The coding region runs from base 98 to 832 and encodes 244 amino acids.
GCAGCAGACCACGUGUAGGUAACUUCCGGUGGAGGGGGUGGGUAAUAUUUCUCACUAGGAAAUUUGUUUUGAAUAUUUUGUUCUUGUCGUUAUUAAUAUGGAGGAUUUACCUGCGGACCUCAGAGCCGCCCUCGUCAGUCAACCUUUUUUUGAGCUUACAGAUAAUAAAAAGAUCAAAUGCACCCUGAAUGGUCAUGAACUUCCUUGCAACCUGACUGAGCUGCAGAAAUUCACCGAAGGAAAAAAGUACAAGAAACUGAGUUCUAGAGCAGAGUUUAACUACAGCCAGUAUGAACCACAUAUUAUUCCAAGCACAAAACAACCCAAUCAGCUUUUCUGUAAGUUGACUCUCAGACAUCUGAACCGGGAUCCACACCAUGUCCUCAUCCACGUUAAUGGGAAACGCUUCAAGAAAGCCCUUGCUCAAUACGAGGAGUGUGUAAAACAGGGGAUUGAAUUUGUUCCGGAAAGGUUGAAAAAUAAAAGGCCCAAAGAAAAAGAUGAAGAUUUCAGUAGAGGGAUGUCCUCAAAGCACUCGAGCAGCGUGUGGGAACCCUCAUGCAGCGACGACGAGGAUCACAGUGACUCUGAAGACAGCAUGAGUGACCUCUACCCCUCCUCUAUGUUUACUUUAAAAAAUCCAGUUGAAGAAAAUAUGGAGGAGGAAGGAGAAGAAGAUGAUGAGGAUGAGUUCCAAACUGACGAGGAGAUGGAAGAGAAAGUUGUACAGAAACGCAAAAAGGUACAGAGUGGCGGUUUUCAGAAGAAGUUUCGAAAUAAUCGGUGGAAAUCAGGACGCAAGAAACAACAAAAAGUUCAAAAUGGAAAGUAAAAAUGUAAAGACAGCUUUUCCUUAUAUCUGGUAUAUUGUCAGAAGGCAACUUUGAUCCAUUAAUACUUCUAGUUGAUUAAUCUAACUAGCAACAGUUUUUUUUUUUGUAUUUUGGUGUGUGCACAAGACUUGGAAAGCAUGUGAGUUUGUAGCUUGGAGUUACAACUUCCAGUUUAAACCCUUGUAAAAAAAUAUAAAUAAAAUAACAUUUGGAUUUGGCAAA